AUGGGAGAAAUCGUAACCUCCUCUGAGACUAUGAAAGACGUCGGAGGAUCAAGCACGAUCAAAUGUCCAAUGCUGAAUAAUACUAAUUAUACAGUUUGGAGCAUUCGGAUGAAACUUGCGUUGGAAGUACAUAAGGUUUGGGAAGUGAUAGAAGGAGAAGACAUAACUGAUGAAGAUAAGAAGGUCAAAGCAGAGAAAAAUUCCAUGGCGAAGGCAUUAUUGUUUCAAUCUAUACCAGAAGCCAUGAUAUUGCAGCUCGGAGGACUUGAUACAGCUAAGAAGGUUUGGGAAGCGAUCAAGGCACGGCAUGUAGGAGCAGAAAGAGUCAAAGAAGCAAGAUUGCAAACCCUAAUGUCUGAUUUUGACCGACUAAGAAUGAAAGACGACGAGACAAUCGACGACUUUAGUGGCAAACUCUCAGAGAUAUCAUCAAAAUCGUCUGCUCUAGGAGUAAUCAUCGAAGAACCUAAACUCGUGAAGAAAUUUUUAUCUAGUAUCCCGCGGAAAAAGUACAUCCACAUGGUGGCGUCUCUCGAACAGAUGUUGGACUUGAACAAAACCAGCUACGAAGAUAUUAUAGGCAGAAUGAAGGCGUAUGAGAAGCGUAUUUGUCAUGUCCCAAGUUCUAGGUAA
Messenger RNA from Raphanus sativus (radish), 633 nucleotides. RefSeq lists its product as uncharacterized. The transcript has a single exon. Lineage: Eukaryota; Viridiplantae; Streptophyta; Magnoliopsida; Brassicales; Brassicaceae. Bases 1 to 633 code for a protein of 210 amino acids. The record is from RefSeq and is a predicted model, not a curated record.